AUUUGUAUGGAUAUAAUACUGUGAAAUAAGUUUGUUUUAGAAAUAAAUUCAAUCAAAAUGUGUUCAUUAGUGCCAAGAGUUUUACAAUUAAAUUUAUUACGAAAUCCAAAGUGUUUGACAUAUAAUGUAUUGAAACGUUUGAAUAGCAGUCAAACGACGAGUGGUUUUAACUUUGAGUUGACUUCAGAGCAGAAAUCAUUGCAAGAAUUGGCCCAAAAGUUCGCCAAAGAGGAGAUCAUCCCUCGGGCCGCACAUUACGACCAAACGGGUGACUUUCCCUGGGAUCUCGUCAAACAGGCCCAGGAGGUGGGCCUUCGAAAUUUGGGGGUCCCUUCACAGUACGGGGGCGCAGGACUGCCACUGUUUGAUACCUGUCUUAUAAGUGAGAGUCUGAACUAUGGGUGCACUGGGAUUCAGUCGGCCAUCAACUCGACGGGUUUGGCUCAGGCGCCGGUCAUACUGUUUGGUAAUGAAGACCAGAAAAGACAAUAUUUGGGACGAAUGACGGGUUCGGAAGCCUUAUGUGCGGCCUAUUGUACGACAGAACCGGGCGCUGGCAGUGAUGUCGCAUCCAUUACAUCAAAGGCCGUCCAGAAUAAAGACGGAGAUUAUGUUCUCAAUGGCCAGAAGAUGUGGAUCACUAACGGAGGGGUCGCCAACUGGUACUUCGUGUUGGCGCGCACUAAUCCGGACCCAAAAGCACCCCCGAGUAAGGCUUUCACGGGUUUGAUCGUUGAGGCGAACAGUGCGGGUGUAGUGCCCGGACGUAAGGAAGACAUGUUGGGGUAA
Oppiella nova is the source of this 789-nucleotide messenger RNA. NCBI's taxonomy places the organism in Eukaryota, Metazoa, Arthropoda, Arachnida, Sarcoptiformes, Oppiidae. The record is from the annotation of a GenBank genome assembly.